Messenger RNA from Naegleria gruberi, 798 nucleotides. RefSeq lists its product as uncharacterized. Gene Ontology annotation, cellular component: perinuclear region of cytoplasm; cytosol; nucleus. Gene Ontology annotation, molecular function: small GTPase binding; GTPase activator activity. Bases 1 to 798 code for a protein of 265 amino acids. Gene Ontology annotation, biological process: nucleocytoplasmic transport; activation of GTPase activity. The record is from RefSeq and is a predicted model, not a curated record. NCBI's taxonomy places the organism in Eukaryota, Heterolobosea, Eutetramitea, Acrasida, Naegleriidae. The transcript has a single exon.
AUGGAAAUGGAACUGUCUAGCAACUUUAUGAAAAAACUGAAUCAAUUGAAGUCAUUGAAAAUUCGCUCCAAGUUUAUUUUCGGUGAAGAUUUAAGAUCGUAUAUUGGUGAAUUGAAACAAUUGAAUAGUCUUAAUAUAAGUGAUUGUAUUAAUAUUGGAAACAGGGGAGUAAAUGUUAUUAGAGAAUUGGACAAAUUAACUGAACUACAUAUUGAUAACUGUUGUAUUGGAGAGAAAGGAGCCAAAAAAAUUGGUGCAAUGCAACAAUUGAGAACAUUAAGUAUUAAUGGGUGUGGACUUGGUAAAAAAGGAGUGGCAUCUGUUUGUAAAUUAAAAGACAUGACGAAACUUGGUAUCAGAAAGAAUCAUAUUAGUGAUUCAUUAGCCUUAGAAAUUAGUCAAAUGACCAAAUUGACUGAAUUGGAUGCUGGUGUCAAUGACAUUGGACCGGAGGGAGCAAAAUCAAUAAGUCAAAUGACAAAUUUAAAAACUCUUCUACUAGAUUUUAAUGAUAUUGGAAAGGAAGGAGUCAAAUACAUUAGUGGAAUGAAACAAUUAAUAUCCCUUAAUAUUAGUGAGAAUGAUAUUCGUGAUAAGGGAGUUAAAUCAAUUAGUGAAAUGAAAAAUUUAACCUGUCUGUCUGUCAGAUCAAACUCUAUUGGUGAUGAAGGAGCUAAAUAUAUUAGUGAAAUGUCAAAUUUAACUCAGCUAGAUAUUAGUUGUAAUGUCCUAACCCAGAAAGGAAUCAAAUUACUUCAGGAAUCAUUGAACAAAUUAACUUCUAACAUAGUCAAAUGA